AGAAUCACAUAUUCGACGAAUGGAUGGACGGACAAGGUCACGGCACGGACAUGGAUCGAAGGCUUCGAGGAGCAGACACACCAGAUGGCUGCAGGACGGACGCGGUUCAUCUUCCUUGAUGGACAUAGCUCACACUAUGCGCUACCUGUCCUCCAGUUCGCCAAAGAGCAUAACAUCGAACUUCUUGGCUACCCUCCACACUGCACUCAUGCCCUCCAGGGCCUUGACGUGGUCUGCUUCGCGAAAUUCAAGCUAGCAUGGCGAGCGGAGCUCAGCCGUUAUCACGAGCUGUAUCAGCAGAAAGUCAAAAAAGAAGACAUUACAGGUCUAUUUGGAAAUGCAUAUCUAGCUGCCUUCACAGAGGAGACGGUGAAAGCCGCAUUUUCCGCAACGGGAAUCGUCCCGUUCAACCCAGAU
Molecule: messenger RNA, 417 nt
Organism: Punctularia strigosozonata HHB-11173 SS5
Lineage: Eukaryota; Fungi; Basidiomycota; Agaricomycetes; Corticiales; Punctulariaceae
Exons: 1
Molecular function (GO): nucleic acid binding
Source: RefSeq, a predicted model, not a curated record